AUGCAAUCCACUAUUCAACAAAAUCCCAUCGCAGACCGGGCUCGAGAAUCUGCAGCAUCUACAACACAAUCGCGAGACCUCUCCUCGAGUGAAUCCCAUCAACUACCAGAUCCCAACUCGGAUACCGUCUCUGAUUCAUCCUGGAAACCAAGAUUCGAUCGUCGCCAAAGCUGGAGCCAUGAGGACCAGAAACACCAGCUGCAAGAACGACUGUUGAUUGUCGAGCAAGGAUGGGAGACGGGGUUUACGGAGACUGGAUCGGUCACUAAAUCAACUUAA
Messenger RNA from Penicillium cataractarum, 279 nucleotides. RefSeq lists its product as uncharacterized. Lineage: Eukaryota; Fungi; Ascomycota; Eurotiomycetes; Eurotiales; Aspergillaceae. The record is from RefSeq and is a predicted model, not a curated record. Bases 1 to 279 code for a protein of 92 amino acids. The transcript has a single exon.